AUGGCGGUCCGCGUACUUUGGUUGGUUACCGCGCUGGUGCCGCUUUCAGGAGUAAAGACGAGUCCGCAAGAUGACCUUUAUGCAAGGGGAGAUAUCGAAGAAAACAAUAUAAAUCCCAGUCGGUGGCCGCCGACGGAAUACUGGCCAACGAGAGGUUUAUCGAACCGACCAGACUUACCAACGGUCCAACCCUCAUCUCCGUAUUCUCAACAACAAGCAUCCUAUCCUUCACAACCAUCCUAUCCUCCACAACCAUCCUAUCCUCCACAACCAUCCUAUCCUCCACCGCCAUCCUAUUCACAAUCACAACAAUCCUAUUCCCAACCAACUUAUCCUCGCAAUAACUUUGCCGUUUACGAUCCCGUUACUCAUCAACGAGUGCCACCUAAUGAAAUUACACGGAAUUGUACUGCGCCCGGGUGCUGUGUUCCUAAAUGUUUUGCUGAAAAAGGAAACAGGGGAUUUCCUGGACAUCAAGGGUCACCGGGAAUGAGAGGUCUUCCAGGACACGAAGGUGCUGAAGGUCCACAAGGUCCAAAAGGACAAAAAGGUCAAGUAGGACCACAAGGUCCACGAGGCCCUAAAGGUGAAAGGGGAAAACCUGGUGCUCAAGGAUUUGUUGGUUUAUCUGGACCACCAGGUCCUCAAGGAGAUUCCGGAGCACCCGGAAUCCCAGGAAGAGAUGGUUGUAAUGGAACCGAUGGAGAUCCUGGUAUAAUGGGGUCUAAAGGAUUACAAGGACCUCGUGGAAUACCGGGACCGAAAGGAGACAAGGGUGACAAAGGUCAAGCUGCUCAUAUGGGGAGGUACCCGAAAGGGCAAAAAGGAGAACCAGGUGCUGAUGGUAUGCAAGGACCUCAAGGACCAGUUGGAUUAACUGGUUCUCCUGGACUUGCAGGACCUAAGGGAAAUACGGGACCUAUGGGCCCACUUGGUCUAAGGGGAGAUAAAGGAUCGAAAGGGUCAAAAGGCCAAUCGAUACAAGGAGACAAAGGUGACAGAGGAGAUAGAGGUGAUAGAGGUCCUGGCUGCCCGCCAGCACCAUUAGUUUCUGUUGACAACAAGGGCGCUAUUAAGGGUGUCAAAGGAGAUAGUGGGACUAAGGGUGAUAAAGGGGAACCUGGAAGAAUGGGAGAGAAAGGAGAUACCGGUCUCAUGGGUGAACCAGGGUUGUCGGGACAAAUGGGUAUUAAAGGAGAAAAGGGUAUAAGAGGAAAUCCAGGAGAGAGAGGUCGUGAUGGUAUGUUCGGUCCUUCAGGCCCAAUGGGGCAGAAAGGCGACCAAGGCAACGAUGGAUUGCCGGGUCUACCAGGCCGGCCUGGAUCUAAAGGAGAACCUGGAAGGGAUGGGCAACCUGGUUUAAGGGGGUUAAAAGGUAUUCCUGGUCCAGCUGGUGGAAGGACUGGAUCCCGUGGCCCCCCUGGUCCUACUGGACCAAGAGGAUACAUGGGACCUGCGGGUGCUCCGGGAACUGAUGGAAGGCCGGGAGAAAGAGGUUUGUCAGGCCCUAUGGGACCUCCAGGGGGACAAGGUGAACCAGGUACACCUGGUAUAGAAGGGCCUGCCGGCCACAAAGGUGAUAAAGGAGAACCCGGUCUAGAUGGUUUGCAGGGUGAAACAGGCCCAAAGGGUUAUGAUGGCCCCAUUGGACCCACUGGACCACGUGGUCCUAAAGGAGAGGAUGGCUAUUCAAUUCCUGGUGAAAGAGGAAAUCCUGGAGUGCCAGGAUUACCUGGAGAAAGAGGUCAAAAAGGUGAACAUGGUUAUCAAGGCCUAAGAGGUGUUCCGGGAAAUUCUACUUUAGGUACACCUGGCAGCCCAGGAGAAAUGGGAAUGCCAGGUGAAAAGGGUGAAAGAGGUCGUCCAGGCUUUGACGGACUACCUGGUAAUCCUGGUGAAAAGGGUAAUAUCGGUGGGCGAUGUAAUGAAUGCUGGCCGGGUGGUCCAGGACAGAAGGGUGAUCAUGGAUCUGAUGGUAUUCCUGGAGAAAGGGGUGAAAGAGGUCCUUCUGGUCCAGCUGGUUUGACCGGUGAACGAGGCUCUGAUGGACUUAAUGGAUUACCAGGCUCAGUUGGAGCUCCAGGUGAUAGAGGAGACGAGGGCCCCAUGGGGCCACCUGGAGAAAGUGGAGCUGAUGCAAUUAUACCUUCUAAUUUAGUAAAAGGACCUCCAGGAGAAAGAGGUCUUCAAGGAGAAAAAGGGCUAAUGGGACCAAAGGGCGAUAGAGGAGUCAUGGGACCUAAAGGGGACCGUGGAUUAAAUGGAAUGCCAGGGUUUAAGGGCGAUCAGGGUAGAAUGGGAUCGCCUGGUGUUGAUGGUAUAUCUGGUAGUGAUGGAUCGCCAGGAAUUCCAGGAAACAAAGGAAUGUCGAUUAAAGGAGAAAAAGGAGAGCUUGGAUCUCAAGGAUUCAAAGGUGAUAAAGGUAUAUCAGGAAGAGGUGGUUUAAAGGGUGAACCUGGACAGUGUCCAAACUACUUGCAAUUAUUGACAAAAGGUGAAAAGGGUAAUCAAGGUGCACCAGGUCCUCAGGGCCCACAAGGAAUGCCCGGAGAAAAGGGUGACAGAGGUUUCACAGGAAAGACAGGAGACAAAGGUCAAAAAGGAUUAACCGGACGUACUGGUCCUGUUGGUCCUCGAGGUUACCCAGGACUUAAAGGAGAUAAAGGAGACUUAGGCUCAAUGGGUUUUCCUGGUACCCCUGGUGACACAGGGUCAAGAGGAUUUCCAGGUCUUCCUGGUUUAAAGGGAGAUAAAGGUGAAAUUGGACCGUCAAUGCCGGGACCUCCUGGGCCAACUGGAUUUUUGGGUAAAAAAGGAGACAGUGGACCCAGGGGUAUACCUGGUACACCUGGUAAGGAUGGGCCUAUGGGACCAGUGGGUUUGACAGGUGAAAAGGGGGAUAGAGGUUUUGCUGGUUCCCCUGGGUUUCCGGGACCUGUAGGCUUAAAAGGAGAACCAGGUCCGGUUGGACCCCCGGGAGUUCCGGGAAUACCAGGUACACCAGGAAGAGAUGGGCCAAAGGGUCAGCAAGGUUUUCCAGGUAAACCAGGAAAUCCAGGUGUUAUAGGACUACCUGGUCAAAAAGGUGAUAGAGGCAUCCAAGGAAUAGAAGGUCCUAAAGGAUUCCCAGGUCCACGAGGUCGCCCAGGACUAAAAGGUGCUACGGGAUACGAUGGUAGUCCUGGAGAUAAAGGUGAUAAGGGUGAAUUAGGGUUUCCAGGUAUUCCUGGAGAACCAGGUUUGCCUGGACCAAUAGGACCUGUUGGAAUAGAAGGACCAAAGGGAGAUCAAGGUUUUCAAGGACCCCCAGGGCUACCGGGAAGAACUGGAAUUACGGGUGAGAAAGGCGAUAGAGGUUUCCCCGGACCAUUAGGACAAAAAGGGGAACCAGGUAGAGCCGCAGAAAAGGGAGAAAGAGGUUUUCCAGGUAUUCCAGGUGUAAGAGGAUUAGACGGACAACCUGGUCAAGAUGGACAAAAAGGAGAUAAGGGAGAUAUUGGAGUUCCUGGAAUAGGUAUUCCAGGACUUUCGGGGGAAAAGGGCGAUAUAGGUUUUCCUGGAAACCCUGGAGUUGCUGGUGAACCAGGCGAAAAAGGUAACCGCGGUAUGCCCGGCAGAAACGGUCUUAAAGGAGAUAGGGGACCAGUUGGAGAUUCAGGUUUACCUGGUCGACCGGGAUUAGAUGGAUUACCUGGACCAGCGGGUGACGCUGGUCUACCUGGUUUACCAGGUGAUAAAGGAGGAAAGGGAGAAAGAGGUUUUCCUGGUAGAGAUGGAUUUGAUGGUCAAAAAGGAGAUCUAGGGCCAUUCGGACCGCCAGGCUUAGUAGGAGACAAAGGAUACCCUGGUCUAAAGGGAGACAGGGGACUUCCCGGACCAUCACUUAACGUAAAAGGAGACAAAGGAGAUAUAGGGCCUCCAGGACUACGUGGUCCAACAGGGCAGAAAGGUGAAACUGGACGAGAUGGACUGCAAGGUCAACAUGGUGAAAAGGGAGACCGAGGAUUCACUGGUGAAAGAGGAGAUUAUGGUCAAACUGGUGCCAGAGGUGAAAAAGGUAACACUGGACCAGCUGGACCAGGUGGCAUAUCUGGCCGAACUAUUAAAGGAGAAAAAGGCUUGCCAGGUAUUCCAGGUAAACAUGGGGGGCGUGGCUUGCCAGGUGCAACCGGAGAAAUGGGAGAGCGCGGAUUACCCGGAUUACCGGGGCAAACAGGACGUCCUGGAACGCCAGGACAACCUGGCCCACAAGGGGAGAAAGGAGAUCAAGGUCGUGAAGGUGUUGAAGGGCCGCCAGGAUAUGAUGGAACUCCUGGUUCAAUGGGUCCUCCGGGUCUGAUCGGUGAAAAGGGAGAAAAGGGAGACAAAGGUGCGAUUGGAUUUGGUGCACAAGGAGAAAAAGGUAACCAAGGAGUUCCUGGUCUACCUGGCUUACAAGGAGAAAGAGGAGAAAAAGGAGAUCGAGGGUUCGACGGGCUAAAUGGUCAACCAGGACCAAUGGGAGAAGUAGGUGAUAAGGGUGAAAUAGGUUUCCAAGGUAGCAUAGGUGUACCAGGCGUGGAAGGUGUUAAGGGUGACAAAGGUGAUGCAGCUAUAGUUGUAUAUGGAGCAAAGGGAGAACCUGGACCUAGGGGACCACCUGGAUUUAACGGUGCUCCUGGUCAGGAUGGUAUUCCUGGAACGAGAGGAUUGGACGGUCUACCAGGUGAGAAAGGAAAUCAAGGAUUCCCAGGCCCUUACGGACCACAAGGCCCUCCUGGAGUACAAGGCUUACAAGGGUUCCAAGGUGAAAGAGGUGAAGCAGGUCGCAUUGGAUUCCCGGGUGCACCAGGACUUCCUGGCGCUCCUUGCCAAAAUAGAGAUUACCUAACGGGAAUUCUUUUAGUAAAACAUAGUCAGACUGAAAUAGUGCCAGAAUGUGAACAGGGUCACGUUAAGCUAUGGGAUGGAUAUUCUCUACUCUAUAUUGAUGGAAACGAAAAAGCGCACAAUCAAGAUUUGGGCCACGCCGGUUCCUGCGUCCGCAAAUUCAGUACAAUGCCAUUCCUAUUCUGUAAUCUCAAUGACGUGUGUAAUUAUGCAAGUAGAAAUGAUCGAAGCUACUGGCUUUCAACUAACAACCCCAUACCUAUGAUGCCAGUAGAAAAUAAUGAAAUUAAGAAACAUAUAUCAAGAUGUGUCGUAUGCGAAGUUCCCGCUAAUAUUAUAGCAGUUCACAGUCAAACACUAGAUAUACCCAGUUGCCCGGUUGAUUGGACAUCUCUGUGGAUAGGAUACAGUUUCGUUAUGCAUACCGGUGCGGGAGGUAAUGGAGGCGGACAAGCACUUGCAAGUCCGGGGUCCUGUCUUGAAGACUUCCGAGCCACACCAUUCAUAGAAUGUAACGGUGAAGCAGGCACUUGCCAUCACUUCGCCAAUGAACUCAGUUUUUGGAUGACAACUAUCGAAGACAAUAAACAGUUCGACAUGCCCGAACGAGAGACAUUAAAAGCAGGUCGUUUACUCCAACGAGUUUCUAGAUGCGCAGUUUGUAUUAAAAACACGUAG
Pieris macdunnoughi is the source of this 5547-nucleotide messenger RNA. The record is from the annotation of a GenBank genome assembly. Lineage: Eukaryota; Metazoa; Arthropoda; Insecta; Lepidoptera; Pieridae.